UUGGGAUGAAGAAGACACUUGUGUUUUAUAGAGGAAGAGCUCCAAGAGGUGAGAAGACUAAUUGGGUCAUGCAUGAAUAUCGUCUUGAAGGCAAAUACUCGUAUCACAAUCUCCCCAAAUCUGCAAGGGACGAAUGGGUCGUGUGUAGGGUUUUUCACAAGAACAAUCCUUCUACUACAACCCAACCAAUGACGAGAAUACCCAUUGAAAAUCUCACGAGGACGGAUUCUCUAGAGAACAUUGAUCAUCUCCUAGACUUCUCAUCUCUUCCUCCUCUCAUAGAUCCAAGUUUUACAAGUCAAACCGAACAACCCAACUUCAAACCCAUCAACCCUCCAACUUACAAUAUCUCAUCACCAAUCCAACCCCAUCACUUCAAUUCUUACCAGUCAAUGUUCAACCACCAGGAUUUUGGUUCUGCCUCUGCUUCAGGCUCUACAUACAACAACAACAACGAUAUGAUCAAGGUGGAGCAGUCGCUUGUUAGUGUAUCUCAAGAAACAUGCCUGAGCUCAGAUGUGAACGUUACCACGACAGCAACCACGGAGGUAUCUUCGGGUCCGGUAAUGAAACAAGAGAUGGGGAUGAUGGGAAUGGUGAAUGGUAGCAAGUCGUAUGAAGAUCUAUGUGACUUGAGGGGGUUCUUAUGGGACUACUAAUUUAUUAUUUAACUUUGGUGAAAGAGUAUAUUUGUUGGGAUUUAAAUCAUGUAGUUAAUAUACAUUUUACGUAUAGGAUUUACUAGAGGGUUAAUCCUAGUUAUUUUCACUUCAUUGAUAUUAUUUAAUUAGUUGAUUGUUUGAUUAGUUUAUAUAGUGUGGGGAAAAAAAGGAAAAACAAGGAUUGUGGUAAUUUGGGAUUUUAGUGCAUAUGUUAUAAUAUCUCAAUGUAAACUGGAUUGGUAUACGUAUAAAUUAGCUUUAUAUGGUUUCUUA
Camelina sativa (false flax) is the source of this 935-nucleotide messenger RNA. Its product is annotated as NAC domain-containing protein 87. The record is from RefSeq and is a predicted model, not a curated record. Lineage: Eukaryota; Viridiplantae; Streptophyta; Magnoliopsida; Brassicales; Brassicaceae. Gene Ontology annotation, molecular function: DNA binding. Gene Ontology annotation, biological process: regulation of DNA-templated transcription.